Messenger RNA from Eruca vesicaria subsp. sativa (arugula), 2396 nucleotides. NCBI's taxonomy places the organism in Eukaryota, Viridiplantae, Streptophyta, Magnoliopsida, Brassicales, Brassicaceae. The record is from the annotation of a GenBank genome assembly.
CUCACCUUUUUAAUUCGUUUCUGUUUUGUUUCUUUACUCACCGAAUACCAAUUCGGUCCUCAGCAAAUAGGUUUUUGCUGCCUUCUCUCUCUCUCUCUUUCUCUCAGACUUCUCGUGUUGUUUCAACUUUCGAGGCUCUGUUUCCUCUGUUUCACAAAUUACAAAGAAGAUGGUCGCCUUUGGGAAAAAGCUAAAGGAACGCAGCAUUCAAGGAUGGCAAGGAUAUUACAUCAACUACAAACUGAUGAAGAAGAAAGUGAAUCAAUACCGUCGCCAGUUACAAGGAGGAAACCUAGAGCGCCGCCAAGUUCUUAAAGAUUUCUCAAAGAUGCUUGAUAACCAGAUCGAGAAAGUAGCACUCUUCAUGUUGGAGCAACAAGGAAUACUUGCAAGUAGGCUACAGAGACUUAGAGAGUCACACGAUGCACUUCAAGAGGAGCCUGAGAUAUCUCAAGUAGUAAAUCUAAAGGAAGGUUACAGAGCUGUUGGACAAGAUCUUCUCAAGCUACUCUUCUUCGUUGAGAUGAAUGCUAUUGGUGUUCGUAAGAUACUCAAGAAGUUUGAUAAACGGUUUGGUUACAGAUUCACAAACUAUUAUGUCAAGACUCGUGCUAACCAUCCUUACUCUGAACUUCAGCAAGUCUAUAAACAUGUUGGUCUUGGAGCUGUUGUUGGAGCUCUAUCUCGCAACCUUCACGAGCUUCAAAACAAUCAAGGAAGCUACUUAUCUAUCUAUGACCAGCCUGUUCUCCCACUUCAGGAUCCUGUUGUUGACUCCAUUAGAGCAGCAGUGGAUAGGCUAACACAUUCAACGAACUUCUUGAACUUCAUGGCUCAGCACGCGUUUAUCAUGCAAGCAGAGUUGCCAAGUCCACAAGACGAGGAAGAAGCGGUUGAAGAAGAAGGCAGGCGAUAUCACUUCAUGUCUCUCUUGUUGAACCUUGUCAACACGUUUCUAUAUAUGGUUAAUACAUAUAUCAUUGUACCAACAGCAGAUGACUAUUCAAUGAGCCUUGGUGCAGCAGCUACGGUGUGUGGGGUUGUGAUUGGUGCUAUGGCUGUUGCUCAGCUCUUCGCUUCGGUUUACUUCAGCGCAUGGUCUAAUAAAUCUUACUUCAAACCGCUUAUAUUCAGUAGCAUUGUCCUCUUCGUUGGUAACUUGUUGUAUGCAUUGGCUUUUGACUUUAACUCAAUAGCUGUUCUAUUGAUCGGCAGACUUUUCUGUGGGUUGGGGUCAGCAAGAGCAGUGAACAGGAGGUAUAUAAGUGACUGUGUACCGUUAAAGAUAAGAAUGCAGGCUUCAGCUGGUUUUGUAAGUGCAAGUGCUCUAGGAAUGGCGUGUGGUCCUGCGCUUGCUGGUCUAUUGCAGAUCAGAUUCAAGAUCUAUAAGCUUACUUUUGACCAAAAUACAUUGCCUGGUUGGGUUAUGGCCAUUGCUUGGCUUUUGUACUUAGUCUGGUUAGCUAUUUCGUUCCGAGAGCCAGCACUUGAGCCUGAGGAGAGUCAUAAUACUUCAAAGGAUUCUAAUAACUCUGAAGCUGUUCAAGAUGGGAGUCUGGAGUCAGGCAUUAAACAGCCAUUUCUGAUUACAUCAGAAGAGAUAGAAGAACAGGUUGAGGAUGAAGAUGAAGAUGAAGAUGGAAGUGAAGAAGUUUCUGAGGAAUCUCGUGCACCUGUGAACUCCAUUGGAGCUGCUUAUAGGCUGCUUACACCUUCAGUAAAGGUUCAACUAUUGAUAUACUUUAUGCUUAAGUAUGCAAUGGAGAUUCUUCUCUCUGAAUCUAGUGUUGUCACCACUUACUACUUCGGUUGGUCCACUAGCUCGGUUGCUAUCUUCUUGGCUUGUCUUGGUCUCACGGUUCUACCUGUAAACAUUGUCAUUGGAAGCUAUAUCAGCAACAUGUUCGAAGACCGGCAAAUUCUGUUGGUGUCUGAGAUUAUGGUUUGUGUCGGAAUACUAUUCAGCUUCAAUGUCCUAGUUCCAUACACUGUGCCACAGUACGUUUGCUCCGGACUCAUCAUGUUUGUCUCUGCAGAAGUUCUUGAAGGUGUUAACUUGUCAUUGCUCUCGAGGGUUAUGUCGUCGAGGCUAUCGAGAGGGACUUAUAACGGUGGUUUGCUUUCAACGGAGGCAGGCACGAUCGCUCGUGUGAUUGCUGACGUGACUAUUACCGUGGCCGGUUACUUUGGACGGGAUAUGCUUUUGAAUGUCACUUUGCUUCCGUCUUUGGUCACUUGUGUUGUGUCCAUCGUAGCUACUUGUUUUACUUAUAACUCUUUGUACUAGUAUUCUCUUUUUACAAAUUUGUCUGUAUGCAUUUUAGCUAUCAUAUUCAGGCAAUGAAGCAUGACACAGAGCCAAAAGGUUAUGAAAUAAAUAUACCUUUGACUUGAAC